AUGGAUCCCGAUAUCAUCAAAUACCCGCUUGUCAAUCCGAAUCUGAUCAUUUCAGUUUCACCCGACCCCAUCAGUCCCAAUGGCUUGAAGGUUCCAGUCUCUCUGUACGUGGAAGGGUUCGAAAUCAAGGAGGACCAGACAUGGCGUAACGAGAAAAAUCCACCCAAAGACACGAAGGAUACAAAGGAGAAACGCACUCCGCAUUCGUUCAAUUUAUACACAUACCAGAUUUACGGUCUCUCUCAGAAGAAAUUCAAGUUGGCCGUCCCUGGCAAAGAUGGAACCAAGGAACAUCCAAAUGGUAUAUCUGGCGGAAACAUACGGCUCUAUGUCGAAGAGCUUGCAGAGUCCGAUGCAAACCAUCUCCAAAUUAACGUGCCUGGAGGACACGGUUGGGACGGCAUAGCGACAACACAAGGCCAAACUCUAGACAACGGCGGAGAUGGAGGCGACGGAGGAACUGCCAAUGCAAUCCUGGGACGUCCGUUUGGAAUGGCCGUCUUCGUGUCUGAGCUGUUGCGGGACCGACUUGAUGACGGAAAGAAGAAAUGGCCAGCGGACUUUGCCGACAUCGUCGAAACCUGGGUCGAUGAAAUGACUGUGAGCAACGCGAUCAAGCAAGCAGCCCCGUUGCCAAGUGGCAUGACAAACACAAAGGAGAUCCUGAGUACAUCGAAGGAUCAUUUCAAAAAGGAGCUGAAACGAACGCAGAAGCAUCUUCUUCGCCCUGGAGACAAUCUCCGCAAUGCUAUGAGCAACGGCAUCGACGUCAGUGGAGGAUCGUACGGCACGGGGGGUACAGGUCCAAAUGGACAAGGAAAGAGUGGAAAGAAGGGUGUAGAGGGGAAGGAGUCAAUCGUGCUUACCGAUGAGUAUGACGAUAUCCUCGCUGCGUCGACUUGCUUCCUGCAUCCCGUGCAAUGCCAAAUGCUGCUGAACAAGGCAAAGCUGUAUCUUUUCUUGGGAACCGACGAGAACCGCGCGAGAGCCUUGACUCUGCUUGAACGACUGCAACUCCGACUGUCAAUUUUGGGUGAUCCAGAUACGCCAAAGGAUCUGUCAAAGACUGCUCUCGGCCAGGCCUAUCGGAGCGCAGAGCCCAGCUUGCACAUCGUGAAAGGCGAUGAAACGAAAGAGCCCAUAUCUAUCCAGCAGCUCCGGAAUAUCCGCACCGAGGUCGAGACCAGGUUGAGAGAACUGCACGUUCCCAAAGCCAAAACCAAGAACACUCCGAUCAAGGUCCCUCGAGCUUCAUUUGCCUUUUACUCAGCCUAUGCCACUUCUUUUUUAAAGGAGCUCAAGGAGGUCGAAGACGCCUAUAUUAACUACUUGAAGCACGACAAAUCUGCUGAAACAAAGAAAACAACGGUACAUGAACGUGAAAACAGAUGCAAAGCAGCGAUCUCGCACAGGCAGGACUUAAUCCAGACUGUCCGCCACGAUAUGGAUUCAGCUGCGCAUAAAGUAUCUGUCGCACAGGAUACAAUGGAUGUGUCUAAGAUAAAGCUCACCAGUACACUGAAUCAGCUGAAGGAAAAAGUGGCAAGCUACAUUGGACUCAACGUUGACAAUCUAAUUUCCGCCCUUGGCCAGGUCAUCUUUACGGGGGGUUCGAACUGGAUGAUGGCCAACCAGGGCCUCUCCGUUGCCUACGACUCCCUUACUAAGAUGCAGAAUGAUUCUGGUGUGCCGAUUGACAAACGAUAUCUUGUCAACAAUAUCACCCGAAUCAAUGGAUCCAUUGAGGGUCUGAAAGAGGGCUUUGAGCUGCUGAAGAACGGUGGUGUGAGCUUUAGUGACCCUGGGGGCUCCAAACUGGCGAUUCUGGACACCCAGAUGGAAGCUUUUAUCAACCAGUUCAGUACCAAACUGGGGGAAACCACUGUCAAAGGUGUCAGAGAUGACUUUAAGAACUACAUUGAGGCCGUCCAGAAACGCAAUUCAGCUGUCCUCAGCUAUUCGCAAGAUGUCCAGCUUCUAUUGCGUUAUAUGACUGAGAUCGACACUUUCGAAGCCAGUAGAAAGGACUUGAUCCGCAAGGAAUACAAUGAACUCGGCACGGAGCAUCCCACACUGACAGCAUUUAUGCGGACCAUGUACACGAAUGCCUUAACUGGCGUACAGGUCUGGCUACAUGGCAUGCAGAACGCAUACAACUUUUGCGCCUUGGAGGAUCGAAACAUCAUAGGUGAGGAGAUGAAGAACUUCAACUUCUCCAGCUUCAACUACCCCAUGUUGAACCGAAUCAACACCAGGCUGGCUCAAGCGUAUACGGACAGGGCAGCGGCAUGGGGUCGUCCUCCGCAGCAGAUGAAAGGCAUCAAAUUUCCCAUUCCAAAUGGUGACACAUACCUGCAAGAGAAGGGGGCAACCGCCAAGAAGGCCAUGAUACAUGCCACUAUCACGCCCGACACCCUUCUGCCAGGCACUAACAAUCACUUGUUUGGGUCGGAAAGAGUCGAUGUGCGUGUUACUAGUGUUCGGUUCUACGUUGACGGCGUUGUGCCGAAUGGUAACUUCUUGGAUGUCUGGAUCACUCACGGAGGUAGCGAGACCAUUGUGGAUGACAUGAACAAGUCCCAUUUCUACGACCAUGAACCAGUCAAAACCAACUUCCGGUACAAGAUGGGUGAUAAGAACUACACCGGCGCCGGCUAUGUCAAGGGUGAUAUCGCUCCUGCUGCUUUCAACCCAUCCGUCACAGGCCAAACCAGGGAUCCAUAUGCAUUGGUUGGGCCCAAACGCGCAUCUGGAAUUUGACAUCUUGUUCCGUGCGAAGGCGUAAAACCAUCUAUCUAGCGGCGUGCCUUUUCUUGAUUGACCCUCACUUCUGCCAGUCGCCUUUUCUCGUCGGUAUCAGCUUUGAUUGCCUUGAUGAGCGCCUCAUCUGCCUUUUUUUCCACACGCUCCUUGAUAUCCUCAGUCUGCUCCUCAAUUGGCCUCCUCUUCUUCUCUAUUUCUUCUUUUUCCUUUUCGAAUUCCUUCUUUGCGUCUUUCUUUUGCUCUUCCCUCUCUUCUGUCGAUAGGUGGUCUUGUUUGUCGAUCUCAGCUAGCUUCCUUUUGUACGCAUCAUCAUGUUGUUUCAAAUCCGCAGCAAGCCGCUUAAGCUUUUCUAGUGCUACCUCCGUCCCCCAUCGUCGGUCCAAGUAGAACUUGAAUAAAGAAUCCAGCGAGACAGGGGGCAUGUGUUCAUCAAAUCGAG
Aspergillus wentii DTO 134E9 is the source of this 3202-nucleotide messenger RNA. RefSeq lists its product as uncharacterized. Lineage: Eukaryota; Fungi; Ascomycota; Eurotiomycetes; Eurotiales; Aspergillaceae. The record is from RefSeq and is a predicted model, not a curated record. The transcript is spliced from 4 exons. Bases 1 to 2760 code for a protein of 919 amino acids.